AUGGCAACUUCUAGUAGCUUUAAUAAGCCCAAAACAAAGGGAAAGGAAUUGAUUGAUGAGGUGUUUUCUUGGUCAUUUGAUGCUGUUCUCAAUGAAGAUCAUUACAAGGGAAAGGUAAACGAAAUCGAAGAAAGAUUUUCAUCAACAAGUGAUUACACCAAGUCGUUCAUCAAGCCACUACUUGAGGAAACACAUCAUGCUUUGAUGUCCAAAAUGAGAACAAUCUCUAGUGCCUCUACUCGUGGGAUCAUCAACAUGUCAAGAUUCCCUAACAUAUAUUUGGAAAGUAAGGGCAAAAGUGGAAAAGGGUGUUAUGAGCCCGAGGUGGGAGAUCUCAUAGCUGUUACAAAUGGAAAACCUAGAUGCAUUGGUGAUAUCAAUCAACCAAAUGGAAGUCCCUAUGUCAUUGCUUUGGUUCAAAGCGUCUUCAAGGAUGAUGUGAUCCAAGUAAGAUCCAAAAAACCCAUUGUGUUUAAUGGGAAAGUAUCUAACAAUAGAGGGAAACCCAUGUUGUUUGUGGUUCAUCUUGUGAAUUUGACACCUAAUAUCCAUAUAUGGCAAGCUUUGCACUCUAAAUUGGAUGGGGAGAACAUGAAAAUCAUCAAUAAAGUACUCCAAAGUGACUCAAAGGGUAACAAAGAAUGUUCACUAUGCUCCAUUCAAGAUUCAAAGAAAUCUGCUUCACUAAACUUACAACACACCAUGAACACUUUCACUCUGAACCAAUCUCAAAAAAAGGCAAUAUGGAGUUGCAUUGUUGCAAGAGAAUGCCAUCAUCAAGAAACCGUGAAACUAAUAUGGGGUCCACCAGGAACAGGAAAAACAAAAACAGUUGGUUGUCUUCUAUUCGCUCUAUUUAAAAUGAAAUGUCGCACAUUAACAUGUGCACCUACCAAUAACGCGGUGUUAGAGGUCGCAUCACGUUUUAUGAGUCUUGUAAAAGGUUCACUAGAGUAUUAUACUUAUGGAUUUGGAGACAUAGUUUUAUUCGGGAAAGGUGAGAGAAUGAAAAUCGGUGGUUUUCCAGAACUCUAUCAAGUGUUUCUUGAUAAUCGAGUAUCUGUUCUUGCUCGUUGUUUGUCUCCCACUUUUGGCUGGAGAAGCAAGGCAAAUUCGAUGGUACAAUUACUGAAAUACCCUCAAGAUGAAUACAAAUUGUACUUGUGUGAUAAAAGAAAGGUGGAUGAUGAAGCUAGCGAUGAUGAUGAGUGGGAGAUUUGCGAGGAUGAUGGUUUAAAAGACGUACAUGGGAAGGUGAUAGUUUACGAAAAAGUGCUUAAAAUCAAGGAAAAGUUAUCUUUUGAGGAUUAUAUCACAGAAAAAUUCAACAUUCUUGAAGAAAAACUGACAACUAUGCUUAAAAACAUGUACACACAUAUGCCAACUUCUUGUCUAACAUUACAACUAGCAAAGAAAAUGAUGAGAGUGAUCACCUUGUUAAGAAAUACCCUCCAAGGGGUUGAAAUUUCUGAAGAAAACAUGGAACCUAUGAAUGAGUUGGUAGUGAUGAAGAAGGAGUUCUUUCAAGUUCUUGAUCAAGUCCUUCGUGAAACCGUUUCUUUCCCUAAUGAUCAAGAAAUCGGAAACUUUUGUUUGGAAAAUGCAUGUUUGAUCUUUUGCACAGCCUCGAGCUCAAUUAGAUUGCAUGCUCUUGAGACAAAUGUGGAAUUAUUGGUAGUUGAUGAAGCUGCUCAACUUAAAGAAUGUGAAUCUUUUAUCCCUUUGCAAAUUUCGGGUCUUCGUGAUGUUAUACUCAUUGGGGAUGAGAUGCAACUACCUGCAAUGGUUGGGAGUCCGAUAUGUAGGGAAAAGAAGUUUGGAAGGAGCUUAUUUGAAAGAUUGGUGUCACUAAAACAUCCGACACUCCUACUUAAUAUCCAAUACAGAAUGCAUCCUGAAAUAAGCCUGUUUCCUAACCAAGAAUUCUAUGGGAACAAGAUUAAAAAUGGCCCAAAUGUCGAUAAAACAAAUUACAACAAGCAGUUUCUUAAAGGAGACAUGUUUGGACCAUACUCCUUCAUUCAUUUAACCCAAGGGAAAGUCGAAUUUGAUAAAACUAACAGUGGGAAAAACAUGGAGGAAGUAGCUGUGGUUGUUGAGUUGAUUACAAAGCUUCAUGAAGAAAGUGUCGCGAAAAACAGAAAGAUUAGCGUGGGUUGCAUAACACCAUACACAGCUCAAGUUUGUGCAAUACAAAGUAAACUUUCAGACAUUUAUGAAGUCAUAAAAGCGGGAAAACGUGAGUUUUCUUUGAAUGUUAAAACUGUUGAUGGGUUUCAAGGGUGUGAAGAGGAUGUGAUAAUCAUUUCAACUGUAACUGGAAUUGCGAGUGGAUCUAUUGGUUUUCUAGCUAGACCUCAAAGAGCAAAUGUGGCUCUAACACGAGCAAGGCAUUGUUUGUGGAUAUUGGGAAAUGGAGAUACGUUGAGGAAUAGCAGCAACACAUGGAGGCGAUUAGUCAACAACGCCAAGGCUCGGGGUUUUUUUUAUGUCGGCAAUGAAGACGAGAGAUUGGCUCAUGUGAUCAACCAAAGGAAUUUAGAGGUUUCAAAGAUGUGGUCAAAGGUGAUGAGAAUGGAUUCUUAUCAAAUGGAAUUUCUGCAAUGA
Molecule: messenger RNA, 2607 nt
Organism: Lactuca virosa
Lineage: Eukaryota; Viridiplantae; Streptophyta; Magnoliopsida; Asterales; Asteraceae
Source: the annotation of a GenBank genome assembly